AUGCAUUAUAUCAUUUCCGAGGAAUUAAAUCGCGGCUCUGCAGUCGGCAAUGUAGCUAAAGAUCUGGGAUUACAGUUACAGAGUAUUUCUAGUCGAAACCUAAGGGUCGUUUCUAACUCUAACAAGGAACAUUUCAGCAUAAACUCGAAAGAUGGGAUUCUACUUGUAGCAGAAGAAAUAGACAGAGAAGAGCUAUGUGGUCACAGUUCUUUAUGUUUUCUAUACCAGCAGGUGAUAAUGGAAAAUCCUUUGGAAGUACAUAAUGUAAAAGUGGAGAUAUUAGAUAUAAAUGACAAUCCGCCACAAUUUCCUGCCGACAAUUUCACAAUGGAAAUCAUGGAGGCCACCAUGGCGGGCACACGUUUUAAAUUAGAUGCAGCACAAGACCCCGACAUCGGGGUGAAUUCUUUAUCAAACUACAGGCUUACACCAAGUGAAUAUUUUGCUCUGAGUGUGAAAACCUCUGAUGAGGGUAUUAAAGUACCGGAGAUCGUGUUGCAGAAAUCUAUGGACAGGGAACAGCAAUCGGUGCAUCAUUUAAUCUUAACAGCUGUAGAUGGUGGAAAUCCUGCGUUAUCAGGUACAGUAAAUAUUACAGUUAUAGUAUUUGAUGUUAACGAUAAUGCACCUAAAUUUAAUCAAUCUUCUUAUAAUGUGAGACUUAAAGAAAACUGUCCGGUAGGAACUGUUGUGAUCCAGUUGAAAGCCACAGAUCCAGAUGAAGGUGUUAAUGGAGAAAUAGAAUAUUCAUUUAGAAGGGGUCGCAUUUCAGGUAACGCUAAUCAAGUCUUUAGUAUAGACCCCCACACAGGAGAGAUCAGGACAACUGAUGUUUUGGAUUUUGAAGAUACCAGACAUUAUACAAUUCAAGUGAAGGCAAGGGAUCGGGGCACACCAGCUGCAGAAGAAUAUUGUACCAUAAAUGUGGAACUUAUUGAUGUAAAUGACAACGCCCCUGAAGUGAUCGUAAACUCUUUGGCCAAUCCCAUAAGGGAAGAAGCACCUCCGGGCACUGUGGUUGCUUUAAUCAGAGUUAAGGAUAAGGACUAUGGGGAAAAUGGGCGCGUCCGUCUUCAGAUAUCUCCUAUCAUUCCGUUCAAGCUUGUGUCAUCACUUGAGGAUCACUAUUCACUGAUAACAAACGAUUUACUGGAUCGUGAGACUGCGCCUCACUAUAAUGUCACAUUAAAGGUUGUUGAUUCGGGGUCGCCUCCAUUAUCCGCCCAUAAAAUGAUUUUUAUUAACAUUUCUGAUGUGAAUGACAAUUCACCUCAUUUUUCCCAAUCGUCAUAUACCACCCAUGUGCAGGAAAACAAUCAGCCUGGGUUAUUUCUUUGCUCUGUGAUAGCUACUGACCUUGACGAUGGUAAAAACGCAAAGCUUACUUAUUUAAUCGGAGACCAAAAAAUUCAAGAUCUACAUGUUUCCUCAUAUUUUUACAUCAACCCUGCAAAUGGCUCACUCUACAGUGCUCGUUCCUUCAAUUAUGAGGAAGUCCACUAUUUUCAACUACAGAUCCAGGCUGAGGACAUGGGUAGUCCUCCACUGAGAACCAAUGUGACGGUUCACAUAUUCAUCAUUGACCAAAAUGACAAUGCUCCAAAAAUUGUUUAUCCCAAAGCGGUACAGGGCAAUACAAUCCAGCAAACAAUUCCUCGUUCUGCACAAGUGGGUUACUUAGUGACCAAGAUAGUAGGGAUUGAUGAAGACAGCGGUUAUAACGCAUGGCUCUCCUACAAGCUUCAACCAUCUCAAGAUGUUGAUGAGUUCCUUAUAGCACCCUAUACAGGAGAAAUCCGCACAGCUAAGGUCUUACAGGAUUCAGGAGAGUCAACAAAAAAUGUCGUUGUUGUGGUGAAGGACAAUGGGAUGCCAGCCCUUUCUACUUCUGUUACUAUACUCUUACUUUUGGAAGAUAACAAAUCAGAAGGAUUUUCAAACUAUAACGACAUUCAUGCUAUAUCCUCUGGUACUUCAAAUUUAACGUUGUAUCUAAUAAUAUCAUUGAUAGCAGUUUCAUUUAUUUCAUUUCUAACUUUUGCAGCUCUUGCUGUUAACUGUUUGAGAAACAGAAAAGGUGACACUUCCUCUUCUGCAGAUCUUUGCUGUUGCUACACAGAGCAGAACUUGGAUACUAAGUAUCCAUAUGACUACUGUGCUGGAAGCCUAAGGGUACAACUGAAUUCUGAUGGCCCUUUGAAAUAUGUAGAAGUGCUUCCAAGUGGGAUGAUAGCUCAGCCAGAACAGACAAGAUCAUUUUUACACCCAGUGAUAGAUGGUGAAGAUUUUCUGUAUAUCCAACGUACAACCAAUACUGGUGCUGUUUCUUCAUCUACAAAUUAUCCUACCGAGUCUACUAACAUGGUAAGUGAUUAA
Molecule: messenger RNA, 2376 nt
Organism: Protopterus annectens (West African lungfish)
Lineage: Eukaryota; Metazoa; Chordata; Ceratodontiformes; Protopteridae
Product: protocadherin gamma-C5-like
Exons: 1
Coding region: 1-2376 (791 amino acids)
Biological process (GO): homophilic cell-cell adhesion
Cellular component (GO): plasma membrane
Molecular function (GO): calcium ion binding
Source: RefSeq, a predicted model, not a curated record